AUGGAAGAGAUCCUGAGAAAGCUACAGAAGGAAGCGUCCGGGAGCAAAUACAAAGCCAUCAAAGAGAGCAGCACCUUGGCUGUAGAAAUGUUGAGUGGUCCAGAUACCAUUGUCAAGAUUCCAUCAUACCAGUUGAGGGAGAAGUGCCUACUUCCUCUCCAACUUGCUUUGGAAUCCAAGAACAUGAAAUUGGCCCAGUAUGCUCUAGCAGGGAUGCAGAAGCUGCUGUCAGAUGAGAGAUUUGUCUCCAUGGAAACAGACUCUGAUGAGAAGCAGUUGCUUAAUCAGAUCCUGAAUGCUGUCAGAGUGACUCCUUCCCUCAAUGAAGACCUGCAGGUAGAAGUGAUGAAGGUUUUGCUUUGCAUAACUUACUCAUCCACCUUUGACAUGAAUGGAAGUGCAGUGCUGAAGAUUGCAGAGGUGUGCAUUGAGACAUACGUAUCUAGCUGUCACCAACGUAGUAUUAAUACUGCUGUGCGGGCAACUCUCAGUCAAAUGUUGAGUGACUUGACUUUACAAUUACGGCAAAGGCAGGAGAACACGAUUAUUGAAAACCCAGAUAUGCCUCCAGAUUUGGGGAAACAAGGUUCAACUUUAGAAACCCUCUGUGAUGAUGUUGUCUCCGUUCUCUCUGUCCUAUGUGAGAAGCUGCAAGCUGCGAUCAAUGAAAAUCAGCAGCUGCAGCUUCUUUACCUGGAGUGCAUUCUGUCCAUGCUCAACAGUUGCUCUACGACCAUGCAUAACCACAAAGGUUUCACUGAUCUCAUUUGGAAGCACCUCUGUCCAGCUCUUAUAGUGAUCCUGGGAAAUCCAAUUCAUGAUAAAACCAUCACCUCUGCUCACAGCAACAGCAUCAGUAUUGAAUCUGACUCCUCCUCCUUGGGGGUUUCUGAUCAUGGCCGAGGAUCUGGGUGUUCCUCCACAGCACCAGCUCUCAGUGGACCGGUGGCCCGAACAAUUUACUACAUUGCAGCUGAGCUAAUCCGCUUGGUGGGAUCAGUGGAAUCCAUGAAGCCAGUGCUGCAGUCGCUUUAUCAUCGGGUAUUGCUUUAUCCUCCACCGCAGCACCGAGUGGAAGCCAUCAAAAUCAUGAAAGAGAUACUUGGUAGCCCCCAGAGGCUCUGUGAUCUGGCAGGACCCAGCUCCACUGAACCAGAAUCCAGGAAAAGAUCAGUUUCAAAAAGAAAGUCGCAUCUCGAUCUUCUCAAACUCAUCAUGGAUGGAAUGACAGAAGCUUGUAUUAAAGGUGGCAUUGAAGCCUGCUUUGCCUCGGUAUCCUGUGUCUGCACCCUCCUUGGAGCUUUAGAUGAACUUAGCCAGGGCAAAGGUUUGAGUGAGGAACAGGUGCAGCUGAUUCUUCGGCGCAUUGAUGAGUUGAAAGAUGGGGCCGAAUCGAGCCGCGAGUCCAUGGAGAUCAAUGAAGCUGACUUUCGGUGGCAAAGGCGAGUCCUGUCCUCAGAACACACCCCAUGGGAAUCAGGAAAUGAGAAGAGCCCUGACAUUAGCAUUAGUGUUACCACGGAUACGGGGCAGACCACUUUGGAGGGUGAAAUGGGGCAGACCACGCCUGAGGAGAACCCCGAAAACCAAAAGAGUUUAAAGUCGCCAGCCAUACAAGAGAGUAAGGAAAUUCUAAGGAAAGAGCGAGAAUCAGAAGCGAUAGACCAACCAGAUGUUGUUCAGAGAAGCCACACUGUUGUUUACCCUGACAUAACUAAUUUCCUGUCCGUUGAUUGCAGGACGAGGUCAUACGGAUCCAGAUAUAGUGAGAGUAAUUUCAGUGUAGAUGACCAAGACCUUUCUAGGACUGAAUUUGAUUCCUGUGAUCAGUACUCCAUGGCAGCAGAAAAAGACUCUGGGAGGUCUGAUGUCUCAGACAUUGGGUCUGACAAUUGUUCUCUAGCUGAUGAAGAGCAGACCCCGAGGGAUUGCUUGGGCCACAGAUCUUUGAGGACGGCUGCCCUCUCAUUAAAACUGCUGAAGAGCCAGGAGGCAGAUCAGCACAGUGCCAGGUUGUUUAUACAAACCCUGGGAAACCUCCUUCCUCGGCUCCUUGCCCUCCCCAGUGUAGAAGAAGUGGACUCUGCCCUCCAGAACUUUUCUUCAACCUUCUGUUCAGGUAUGAUUCACUCUCCCGGAUUUGACAGCACCAACAGCCUCAGCUUUCAAAUACUGAUGAAUGCGGACAGUCUCUACAUGGUCUCACACUACACUCUCUUGCUCAACCUGAAGCUCUCUAACGGUGAUUACUACAGAAAGAAGCCAACCCUCGCACCUGUCAUGUUGAAAGAGUUUAUGAAGCAAAUCCAGACCAGUGGGGUGCUGAUGGUUUUCUCCCAAGCUUGGAUUGAAGAACUUUAUCAUCAGGUGCUUGAUAGGAACAUGCUUGGUGAAGCAGGAUAUUGGGGAAGUCCUGAAGAACACAGCCUUCCCCUCAUCACCAUGCUCACUGACAUUGAUGGCUUGGAGAGCAGUGUCAUAGGCGGCCAACUGAUGGCAUCAGCUUCUACGGAGUCUCCUCUCAUCCAGAACCAGCGAACGGAUGAUUCCAUAGUGGCAGGUGUUGCUUUUGCCCGUUAUAUUCUUAUUGGCUGCUGGAAGAACUUGAUUGAUACUUUGUCUACACCUUUGACUGGCCGCAUGGCAGGAAGCUCCAAGGGACUGGCAUUCAUUCUGAGUGCUGAAGGAGUCAAAGAGCAGAACCAGAAAGAACGAGAUUCCAUCUGCAUGAGUCUUGACGGGCUGAGGAAAGCAGCUCGACUGAGCUGUGCUUUAGGUGUUGCUGCUAAUUGCGCAUCAGCACUAGCCCAAAUGGCUGCAGCAUCUUGUGUACAGGAAGAAAAAGAAGAGAAGGAAGUUCAAGAACCAAGUGAUACCAUAACCCAAGUAAAACAAAAAGUGGAACAGAAACUGGAGCAGAUUGGGAAGGUUCAGGGGGUGUGGCUGCACACAGCCCAUGUUUUAUGCAUGGAUGCCAUCCUCAAUGUGGGCCUGGAAAUGGGAAGCCACAAUCAGGACUGUUGGCCACAUGUAUUCAGAGUAUGUGAAUAUGUUGCAACCCUGGAGCACAACCAUUUUAGUGAUGGAACAACUCAGCCUGCUGUGACUAUCAGCCAACCCCAGAAAGCCUCUGGACCAACAGGGGUCUUGGCAGACUAUGAAUCAGAGUGUUCGCCCCAGGAAUUAAAUCUUGAGCAGGACAACACGCUACGUGGCACACCCAUCAUUCAGCAGCUGUCCAUUCAGGAGCUCAUCAAAGAAGGCAGGAAGGGCCGAACUUUUGAUUUUCGGAGUGGCAGCCUUUUGAGUGGAAGCAGUGCUGCCAAGGCUGUCCUCACCCUUUCCACCCAGGCAGACAGGCUCUUCGAAGAUGCUGCUGACAAGCUGAAUUUAAUGGCUUUGGCAGGUUUCCUUUACCAGUUAAAAAAAGCUUCUCAAUCCCAGCUUUUCCACUCUGUUACAGACACCGUUGAUUACUCUUUAGCAAUGCCAGGAGAAGUUAAAUCCACUCAAGAUAGGAGAAGUGCUCUCCACCUAUUUCGUCUUGGAGAUUCAAUGCUCAGGAUAGUCCGGAGUAAAUCUAGGCCACUCCUCCACUUCAUGCGCUGCUGGAGUGUUGUUGCUCCUCAUCUGGUAGAGGCCGCCUGCCAUAAGGAAAGGCAUGUUUCUCAGAAAGCAGUCUCCUUCAUCCAUGACAUCCUCACGGAGGUUCUGACAGAUUGGAGUGAGCCCGCUCAUUUUCAUUUCAAUGAAGCACUGUUCCGUCCCUUCGAACGCAUCAUGCAGCUGGAAUUGUGUGAUGAGGAUGUCCAAGACCAGGUCGUCACAUCAAUAGGGGAGUUGGUCGAAGUAUGUUCUACUCAGAUCCAGUCAGGAUGGAGACCCUUAUUCAGUGCCCUGGAGACAGUACACAGCAGUAACAAAUCAGAAAUGAAAGAAUAUCUUAUGGGAGACUACUCCAUGGGAAAAGGUCAGGCCCCUGUAUUUGAUGUCUUUGAAGCCUUUCUGAAUACGGACAACAUCCAGGUGUUUGCCAAUGCUGCCACCAGUUACAUUAUGUGCCUUAUGAAGUUUGUCAAAGGAUUGGGAGAAGUCGAGUGUAAAGAGAUUGGGGAUUGUGUGCCAGGGUCAACAUCAACAUCAACAGACUUGUGCCUUCCCGCUCUGGAUUACCUCAGGAAGUGUUCUCAGUUGCUUGCCAAAAUCUACAAGAUGCCCUUGAAACCAAUUUUUCUUGGUGGGAGGCUUGCCAGUUUGCCUCGGAGAGUUCAAGAGCACUCAGCAAGUAGUGAGGAUGGGAUCGAAUCGAUACUUUCUGAUUUUGAUGAUGAUACGGGUCUUAUAGAAGUCUGGAUCAUCCUUCUAGAACAGCUGACAGCAGCUGUAUCCAAUUGUCCUCGUCAGCACCAACCUCCUACCUUGGAUUUACUCUUUGAGCUCUUGAGAGAUGUUACCAAAGUACCUGGACCAGGGUUUGGAAUAUAUGCAGUUGUACAUCUCCUCCUUCCUGUGAUGUCCCUAUGGCUCCGCCGUAGCCAUAAAGACCAUGCUUACUGGGAUGUUGCCUCAGCCAAUUUCAAGCAUGCUAUUGGUUUGUCCUGUGAACUGGUGGUAGAACAUAUCCAGAGCUUUAUCCAUUCAGAUAUUAGGUAUGAAAAUAUGAUCAACUCAAUGCUAAAAGAUCUCUUUGAAUUACUGGUAGCAUGUGUGGCCAAACCGACAGAAACUAUCUCCAGAGUUGGCUGUUCUUGUAUUCGGUAUGUUCUUGUAACAGCAGGACCUGUUUUCACUGAAGAAAUGUGGAGGCUUGCAUGUUGUGCACUGCAGGAUGCAUUCUCUGCCACACUUAAACCAGUGAAGGACCUACUGGGCUGUUUCCACAGUGGAAAUGAGAGUUUCAGUAGUGAUGGCUGCCAGGUGAGAGUGGCAGCCCCCUCUUCUUCUCCUAGUGCUGAGGCAGAGUACUGGCGGAUCCGAGCCAUGGCACAACAAGUGUUCAUGUUAGACACUCAGUGCUCACCAAAGACUCCAAACAACUUUGAUCAUGCCCAAUCCUGUCAGCUGAUCAUUGAACUGCCUCCUGAUGAGAAGCCAAAUGGGCACACCAAGAAAAGUGUCUCUUUCAGGGAAAUUGUGGUGAGCUUAUUGUCUCAUCAAGUGCUGCUCCAGAACUUAUAUGAUAUCUUGUUAGAGGAGUUUGUCAAAGGCCCCUCCCAAGGGGAAGAGAAGACAGUUCAAGUGCCAGAAAACAAAUUAGCUGGUUUCCUCAGGUAUAUCUCCAUGCAGAACUUGGCCGUCAUCUUUGACUUGCUUUUGGACUCCUACAGGACUGCCAGAGAGUUUGACACGAGCCCGGGGUUGAAAUGCCUUCUGAAGAAAGUGUCUGGCAUUGGAGGGGCAGCCAACCUAUACCGCCAGUCAGCAAUGAGCUUUAACAUCUACUUCCAUGCCCUGGUCUGUGCUGUCUUGACCAACCAGGAGAAUAUCACUGCUGAGCAGGUGAAGAAAGUCCUUUUUGAAGAUGAUGAAAGAAGUACAGAUUCUUCUCAGCAGUGUUCAUCAGAGGAUGAAGAUAUUUUUGAGGAGACAGCACAGGUCAGCCCUCCACGGGGGAAAGAGAAGAGACAAUGGCGGUCUAGAAUACCCUCUCUGAGUGUCCAGCCAGUCAGCAACGCAGACUGGGUGUGGUUAGUCAAAAGGCUUCAUAAGCUCUGCAUGGAACUGUGCAAUAAUUAUAUCCAAAUGCACUUGGAUCUGGAAAAUAAUGUGGAGGAACCUCCUACCUUCAAGAGCGAUCCUUUCUUCAUUCUCCCCUCCUUCCAGUCUGAGUCAUCCACCCCAUCCACAGGAGGGUUUUCAGGGAAGGAUACACCUUCUGAGGAUGACCGAAGUCAGUCAAGGGAUCAUAUGACCGAUGCUUUGACUCCAAAGGGAAACAUUGCGGAUACAUCAGAGCUGCCCUCCAGUCCCAAAGGAGAGAGGAAAGAUCAAAGCAGGAAGAAGGAGUGGUGGGAGAGUGCAGGGAACAAAAUCUAUACCAUGGCCACUGACAAGACUAUUUCAAAGUUGAUGACUGAGUACAAGAAGAGGAAGCAGCAGCAACAUAACCUGGUCCCAUUUGCUAAAGACAUCAAGAUGGAAAAGAAAGGAGAGCAACUGGGCUCCAGGGGACCAGACUCGCCACUUCUCCAGCGUCCACAGCAUCUGAUAGACCAGGGCCAAAUGAGGCAUUCCUUCAGCGCUGGUCCGGAAAUCCUGAGGCAAGAGAAGAGGCCACGCUCUGGCUCGACAGUGAGCUCCCUGAGUAUAUCUGUAAGAGAUGCCGAGGCCCAGAUCCAGGCAUGGACCAACAUGGUGCUAACAGUUCUCAAUCAGAUUCAGAUUUUGCCAGACCAGACAUUUAUUGCCCUCCAACCAGCAGUAUUCCCCUGUAUCAGCCAACUGACUUGUCAUGUAACUGAUAAUCGAGUUCGCCAAGCUGUAAGGGAAUGGCUCGGAAGAGUGGGCCGAGUCUAUGAAAUCAUCAUAUAG
Molecule: messenger RNA, 6531 nt
Organism: Gracilinanus agilis (Agile Gracile Mouse Opossum)
Lineage: Eukaryota; Metazoa; Chordata; Mammalia; Didelphimorphia; Didelphidae
Gene: ARFGEF3
Product: ARFGEF family member 3
Exons: 34
Coding region: 1-6531 (2176 amino acids)
Biological process (GO): regulation of ARF protein signal transduction
Molecular function (GO): guanyl-nucleotide exchange factor activity
Source: RefSeq, a predicted model, not a curated record